UUUUUAGAGUAAAGCAAUGCAACUUCGAACCGGGAUCCGGUUUAACCGGUCCUACCUUCAAUAUACUGAUUCCAUCAUCACUAGUAUUAUAAAUGACACACAUCUCUUUACCCCUUUUAUUCCAACACAACCUCUCUCCCUCUCUCCCUCCGUCAAUGGAGAAAACCCUAGCGACUUCCAAUACCAAACGCUCUUCUCCGUCGCCUUCAAUCGCCGUGAACGCACGUCCCGCUGGUUUCAAGCGCAGAACCAGACAAAGAUUGUCAGAUGAAACGGCGAGUGUAAGAGAGAGCUGCGUAGAAGAUGAUGAUGAAGAAGGAGUGGAGGAGAAGAUUGAAGCUCUUCAGACAAUAGUACCAGGAGGAGCGGCGCUUGGAGUGGACGCGCUGUUUGAAGAGACAGCAAGUUACAUAUUGGCUCUGCAAUGUCAGAUCAAUGCCAUUAAAGUUCUUACUUCAUUUCUUGAGAGUUGUGAGAAGGAUGAUGAUAUGAAGUUUGGAGGUUGAAUGUUUAACAAACCAUUUGUAAUUCUCUCAGAUCGUUUAUAAGAAGAAGAAAAAAAAAUCUCUUUUCGGUUUUAUUUAAUCA
Molecule: messenger RNA, 588 nt
Organism: Brassica oleracea var. oleracea
Lineage: Eukaryota; Viridiplantae; Streptophyta; Magnoliopsida; Brassicales; Brassicaceae
Product: transcription factor PAR2-like
Exons: 1
Coding region: 93-506 (137 amino acids)
Biological process (GO): regulation of DNA-templated transcription
Source: RefSeq, a predicted model, not a curated record